Messenger RNA from Rhagoletis zephyria (snowberry fruit fly), 2322 nucleotides. NCBI's taxonomy places the organism in Eukaryota, Metazoa, Arthropoda, Insecta, Diptera, Tephritidae. The record is from RefSeq and is a predicted model, not a curated record.
GAUCGAGCUCGAAAACACGGAAUGGACGAGUUUAUUCAGUCUGACCCUUGCAAGUUUAGCCAUAAUCAAAUGUUUACCCUGCUGCAGAGCGAGUCACUGGCGUACCGACUGGGUGAUCAGUACACCUCAUUUGGGUGGUUCAGCUCGGGAAUAAUGUUUGUGCUGGAGGAGUACAGCUGGCGAUAUGGUGUGAGAACUUGCCUGCGGUAUCUCUCUUACCUCAAUGAUUUACUUGACUUUGCGGAGAAGGGCACUCUUAUUGAUCCCUUUCUCAUUCUCUGCAUCUUCAACUUUUGCUCUGCCUGUGUUCAUGGAAGCAACCCUGAUGGACAUGGCACUGUGACUGUGGAGGAAAAGGAAAUGUUCAUGGUGAUCAAGGAAAGAUUACGGACCCUGCUGGAGUAUCAAGUAACCAACUUUCGCUACUGCUUUCCAUUUGGACGACCUGAAAAAUCACUGAAGGAUACUUUAUCACUACUGGAGCGUGUUCUAAUGAAAGAUAACAUGACUCCGGCCACACAGGAAGAAGUGAGAGCAUUUAUGAAGAAGUGUCUAGAAAGUGCUGCCUAUGUAAACUACAGCAAAAUCUCUAAAUCAGCUCGAAUUGAAGAAAUUGCACAAGACAUCGACAUGAAGCCUAUUGAGAAGCUGGACAAGUUGACACACCUUGCAGAAAUGUGCGUCGACCUGAUACAGGAGAACAAUGAACACUACGGCGAGGCAUUCGCUUGGUUUUCUGAACUGAUGGUAGAACAUUGCGAGACUUUUUGGACGCUUUUUGCAGUGGACAUGGACACUAUUCUCUCUGAACAGUUACCCGACACUUGGGAGAGCUUUCCCCUCUUUCAAGUACUAAACAACUACCUCCGCAUGGACGAAAACCUUUACGGAGGUCGCUUUCAUACGCAUCUACGGGACACAUUUGCACCUCAGGUGAUUCGUUAUGUCGAUUUGAUGGAAUCAACCAUUGCGCAAUCACUGCACAAACACUUUGAAAAGGAAAAAUGGGACACUAAAGGUCCUGGUGGCUGUGCUACUUCAGUCAACUUGUUCUGGCAGCUUAACACCUUGCAGAACUUUAUCCAUGAUCUUUUCUGGCCCGAUGAAGUUUUCGCCAACCACCUUGAGCAGCGACUCAAGUUGAUGGCCUGUGACAUGAUCGAAGCAUGUGUCAGCUAUACGUUAGCAGGUUUUCAGCAGUGGGAACGAAAAGGAAAUAGAUGGACGGCCAGUACUGACUACAUCAUUCCAUCGGAAAUGUGUUGUAUGAUCAAUGUGCUCAUCGAAGCAAAGAACCAGUCUCUUUUGCUUUGCACAUUUAACGGUCACGAUACUAACCAAUAUCACGCAAAGAUUGACAACCUGGUCGACAACAGUUUGAAUAUGAUGCAAAAGUGUCUCAUUACCAAGUUGAUUGCUAUUCUGGAAAGCUGCAUAGGAAAACUGUCUCGAUACGAUGAAGGAAGCAUUUUGGCGCCAAUUCUUUCGCUAACGUACAAUAAAGGAAUGUCCAGCACAGGAAAAGACGUAGGCAAGUCUUACAUUAACUUUCUACGAAACUCUGCUGAACAACUGCGACAGAAAGUGAGCGACGAGCUAUGGGUGCUUCGGUUCUUUGAGUCCUGGUACGAAUCCCAAAUUCAAGUGAUCUAUCAAUGGCUCAACGAGCGAAUGGAGCACUGUCUGCAUCUGUUUCAGCUGUCAGCCGUCUCCCUCAUAGUCAAAAAAAUGUACAGUGACUUUGAGAUGCAAGGCAUUGAAGAGGACAAGCUCAACUCUGAUAUAUAUCAGGCGAUAAUGGAUCGAAUUAAAAUGGAGGAAGCAGCAGCUUCAGUUUCCAAUGGAUUACAGCGAGAAAGCGAUGACAUAGAGUACGUUGUACAAGCAAAUGUCUGCUUUUCCGGUUAUAAUAACGUGAACAUCAACUCUGGAGAUGAUCCUCUAAAUGGAGAUGCAAGUGGAAUACGUGGAUCUGUUAAAAAGUUGUUUGAUGACUUGAAAAAGUCUUCCAACGCGAAACAGCUUACCGUUGGAGCCGUUAGUGGGUUUGCAACUGGCUACUUGGCUGCCAAGUUUGGAAAAAUUGUCGCUACCGCUAUUGGCGGUAGUUUGCUUCUCAUUCAGAUCGCCAAGUACAACGGGUACAUUGACAUCGACUGGAAAAAGUUUAACGAUGAUGUCAAGGUUGCGAAGGCUAAAAUUGACAAAAACAAAUCCAAAGUCCCGCAACUCGUUGAAAACGUUAGCCAAUUCGCAAGUGAAAACGUCGUGCUUGCCGGUGGUUUUGCGUCUGGCCUCUUACUAGGCUUUGCAACAGCUUAA